Messenger RNA from Fulvia fulva, 2019 nucleotides. RefSeq names its product Patulin cluster transcription factor patL. Gene Ontology annotation, biological process: DNA-templated transcription; regulation of DNA-templated transcription. The record is from RefSeq and is a predicted model, not a curated record. The transcript has a single exon. Lineage: Eukaryota; Fungi; Ascomycota; Dothideomycetes; Mycosphaerellales; Mycosphaerellaceae. Gene Ontology annotation, cellular component: nucleus. Gene Ontology annotation, molecular function: DNA binding; DNA-binding transcription factor activity, RNA polymerase II-specific; zinc ion binding. The coding region runs from base 1 to 2019 and encodes 672 amino acids.
AUGCAGCGCCAGCACGACGCACCGCAGGAGGCCAGUGCUGAUGCUGGACCCGAUACACACUCCACGACCAACGGCGCUGCACAUGCUAGAACUACGACCCUGGCACGCCUGGCCUCUCCUCCACAAGCUGCCAGUGCCAGUGCCAGUGCCAGUGCCAGUGCCAGUGCCAGCCCGGAAGCCCGCGGACACAGAGUCAAGCCCAAGCAGAAGCGGAACAAGCCCACACUCUCAUGUCUCGAGUGCGUCGAACGGAAAACGAAGUGUGAUCGAGGACGACCUUGUCUCGCGUGUGUCAAGAGACAGUCCAGCUGCGGAUAUACUGCUGUGGCGAAUCUCAUCGCGUCAGCCGAUCGGAAGCAUGGAGCUCCAACCAACAAGGCCCGAUAUGUCACAAAGCCGUCGAGCAAAGUCCGCAAGACAGCCUCCAUCACAUCCCCCUCGGCAAGCUUGACUUCUCCGUCAGUCGGCACUGACAACGGCUGGCCUAGUAUCGGUGGACGAGCGCCCCGUGCCUCACUAUCAUCUUUCCAACGAGUAUCACCUCUUCAAGUCUCGGGCGUUCCCAUCUCCCAGAGCUCGCCUAGCAACGUGUUUGGCGUCGGGUCACAGCAUCCCUUUGCGAACUACUGGACGUGUCAAGGCGGCCUACCGGAGGUCAUCACUGUGUUACCUAGCAAAGAGCAGGCUGACAUUCUUGUCGCAAAGUAUUUCGAGGCUGUCGAUCCUGUAUACCCAUUUAUCCAUCGUAGGACGUUCUACUCGGACUACGAAUCGUUCUGGGCACUAUCUCAGGAUGAGAAAGGCAGGACUGAUGAUGCCUCGCUGAUCGCGCUGCACUAUGCCAUGUAUGCGCUGGGGACUCAGUUCAUGCAAUUUCCGGCCUAUGAAGAACGAUCGCAGACAGCAGAAUUCUACUGCUCCGCAGCAAACCAGGCAUUGCGGGUUUACUCGUACUUGAAUCGCACGUCGAUGCGAGCAAUACAAGCUAUGCUGCUUAUGGCGUACUUCCUGAUGAACGACAACCAUGCAAGUGAUGCGUAUGCCUGGGCGGGCAUUCAUCUACGACAGACGUAUGCGCUACGACUACAUCGAGAUCCGGACAUUAUCGUGCCCGAUGCGUCAGUUCUGGAGAAGCAGCAACGACGGAAGCUUUGGCAGGCAGUCUUCUUUCAAGACACAUUUCUGACGGUACUGCUGAAACUGCCACCAACGGCCACGCACAGCGAUGUGCCUGUGGAAGCCCUUGCUGACGAGAAUGAGCUCAGCAACGAUGGUGUCGAAGUGUGUAUCGGCGCCCACCGAGUAGAGAAUCUGAUGAGCAUCAAUGUGAUUGCGCCUCAAAUGUCGCAACCUCUCGCACCGCCGCAGCCACACCACCUUGUAGAUCAAGCGACCGUAAAGAACGACAUCGCCUACAUGCGAAGCAUGUGGCAUCUCGGCAAUCUGGUCCAGGAGAACCUAUCAUCUCCAUUAUCACUAUCAUUGCCGAUCGCGAAUAGUCCAAGACACAAGGACUCACUAGUCGCAGCAUUCAAGCGGCUGUACAAGUCGUUCCCGGCACCACUCACGAUCCUUGACUAUGGGAUUUUGCAACAGCAAGUCACGCCACAUCCACGCCAGAUACGACAGAAUCUCUUCCUCACUAGUAACUACUUCCACUGUCUCAUGCUCCUGCACGCAUCGGACAACCCCGAAGCCAGCGUGGAGGCCAAUCCAAAAGCUGCUCUAGAAGCCGCACACGAAGCUCUUUGUGCUUUCUUCAAGCUCUGGGGGUUGUUUGAGACCGAAGCAGGCGUAUGGUGGGCGUUUCAGCAUCGUGCUUUCGAGGAGAGUCUACUGGUUGCGAAUCUCUUGGCUCAUUCGCCCAUGCCGGAACGACAUAUUGACCCGAUCUAUGGUAAGGCUAAAGAGGACAUCAGACGUAUGCUCGAGAUCAUGCAACGGUAUGGCGAGAAUGUGGAGACCCACAAGACGCGGAUGGAGGUGCUGCAUGAAGCUUUCCAGCGGAUCGCUGUGUGA